Messenger RNA from Drosophila subobscura, 959 nucleotides. RefSeq lists its product as uncharacterized. Lineage: Eukaryota; Metazoa; Arthropoda; Insecta; Diptera; Drosophilidae. The transcript has 2 exons. The record is from RefSeq and is a predicted model, not a curated record. The coding region runs from base 168 to 797 and encodes 209 amino acids.
UUGUUACACACAGGAGCCAUUGGGUGUGCGCUCGUCUCCGUUGUCAUAGAGCUGAUUUCUUUCGUGUUACUAUCUUUCGUUCACUCGUUUAUCGUUUUCUCGACAAAAAAAAAUUGUAAAUGUUUUUAUUUUAAACGGAUCCCCCCCCAAUUACCGACGCCGACCACAUGAUACGAGCACUUUUAUCUCUGUGGUCACCCGCCGCCGGCAGCGCAAGGAUAGUAGACGAGGCACAUAACCAGAACCAGCACCAGAUUCCUCGCCCAGCCGCACAGAUGAAUCGCCAGAAUCAGGCUUUCCUUUACCUUCGUUCCCGCCACCUAACGCGGUAUCCCCGCAUGAUUGCCCAGAUGCUGGCCGGUCGCGGGGACUUGCCCAAUAUGCUGGGCCGCGUGCAGCCGCCCAUUCAACAGGCGCCUGUGUUCCAGGAUCCAGACUUGAGCGAAUCGGAGCCGGACGAGGAUUUCUUUCUGCGGCCCAAUGGCGCUGCCUACACCGUGACCCGCCGCCGCACCAACUUCACCCUGCUGCGCACUGGCAUCGAGGAGCCCAUCAGCCUGCCCAUCAUUUGGCAGGCCCUGGAGGCGCUGGAGAAGCGCAAACGCCGAGCGGACGCCGCCAAGAGGAAGCAAAGGGCCAGCGGCCUCGAAGUUGCGGCUUUCGAUUCCGCCAAGUUUGUGGCCCAGUUCCUGGCCAAAAAUCUGACCAUGGAAGUCUUCAAUGCGGGCAAUCAUCCCAGCUAUGGGCCCUCCAGUUCGCGACAUCCACCGACAGCAGGAGCAGCUGCUGCCAACUAGCUGCUCGGUGCACAAAAUUUCCCAUCCCCCCCAUGAGGACUAAAAACUGCAACGAAAAUUCCCCGUAAUUUCCCUUCAAGCAUCUCGGACCCAAGCCAGAAACUGGCACUAAAAUUCCACAGACAAUUAAUUGAUUCCAGAAUAAAAUAGAGCACAGCACGA